Molecule: messenger RNA, 613 nt
Organism: Vitrella brassicaformis
Lineage: Eukaryota; Vitrellaceae
Source: the annotation of a GenBank genome assembly
UUUAUGUGACGCUCAUGAUGCUGCUUUAUGCUCAUCGAAUGAGGUCUCUCACACACGCAGAGAGUCAGUCACUGCAGCUAGUAUGGCACACACACUCUACAGACCACGAAAAAGCUCUUCUUCAAAACGGCAGUAGGCAGACACAAGCACACAGUGCACUCCCGCCCUCAUCCAUCAUCCCAUCAGAACGAAUCCCCAGCAGCCUGCAGGAACAAAGCACGCACCCACACACACACCCCCGGCAAGUGACCGCGAGCAUCAGCUGCCUGCGGUCAGUCAUCCUCCCUCACUUUGCUCACCCCCGGGAUGCCUUUGGCGAUUGCCUUGCGGCCGUGGAAGACGUCUUUGACGAUGGUCGGGUCGGCUUGGGGCGGGAACUCGAUGGGUUUGUAGUACUCCCUGAAGAAGUUGAGCAUUUCUGACGAGGCGCCGAAGUAGACCAUCAGCGACGGCAUCAUGAACAUCGUCAUGGCGUACGCAAACAGGAUCUUUUGCUGCAGCUUCCGGUAGGGACCGGGUUUGGACAUGCCCGAGUCGAAGACCGGCAUCUUCGCGACAGAUGUAACAGACAGAUGGAGGAUGCAGCCGCUCGACCACCCUUCUCGUGUGCGAG